This is a messenger RNA of Penicilliopsis zonata CBS 506.65, 1947 nucleotides long. RefSeq lists its product as hypothetical. The transcript has 3 exons. The record is from RefSeq and is a predicted model, not a curated record. Lineage: Eukaryota; Fungi; Ascomycota; Eurotiomycetes; Eurotiales; Aspergillaceae. Bases 1 to 1947 code for a protein of 648 amino acids. Gene Ontology annotation, molecular function: transmembrane transporter activity. Gene Ontology annotation, biological process: transmembrane transport.
AUGCAGACCACUCAGGCAUUGCAUUCACACCGCGUCGACGACGGGCUAGAGGCCGACGACGAUUCCCGUCAUUUGCGUCGUCAGGAUUCCCACGACGGUGGGUACCUGCACCCGUCCAGCUCAUUCGAACACCAUGGCCAUAGCUCCGCCGCGAGCAACGUGGAUGAUUCCGAAGGCGACGUGAGUACCGUCAUUUAUGACGGGGGUUCUGCGCGAACCGCAGUUCUGGCGCCCGCGCCAGAAAUCGGCCACUGUCGCCGAUCCUCGGUCGAUAGAAUCGACGACGACAGUAGCGAGGAUGGUGAUGACGAUCUGGAUGAACCCGAUCGCGCACCCUCACCCGGCGAUGAGAAACCAGUCACCUGGGCCUCGCUGCCGAAGAAGGGACAACUGGCGAUCAUCACGGUUGCCCGUCUAUCGGAGCCACUCGCCCAAACCUCGCUCCAGGCCUACUUGUUCUACCAGCUCAAGUCCUUUGACCCUUCUCUACCGGAUUCGGCCAUUUCGUCACAAGCAGGUAUUCUGCAGGGUAGUUUCACGGCAGCCCAGUUUGUGACUGCGGUCUGGUGGGGUCGGUUGGCCGAUGCCGACUGGAUGGGACGGAAAAGGGUUUUACUGAUCGGGUUGACGGGGACAUGCCUCUCGACCCUCGGAUUCGGUUUUUCACGCUCCUUCGUCUCGGCAGCCAUAUUUCGUACAUUAGGCGGUGCAUUAAACAGCAACAUUGGAGUCAUGAGGACCAUGAUUGCAGAAAUCACACAAGAGAAAAAGUAUCAAUCACGAGCUCUUCUCCUUCUGCCUAUGUGUUUCAAUAUCGGUGUGAUCAUCGGCCCGAUCCUAGGGGGUAUGCUAGCCGACCCCGUGAAUAGCUACCCAGACGUGCUAGGUCCUGGUACUUUUCUCGGCGGCAAGAACGGGGUUUGGUGGAUGGAGCACUGGCCAUAUGCGCUACCAAAUAUUCUCAUUGCUCUAUAUUUACUGUCUUCAAUUGUCGCUGUGUUUCUAGGCUUGGAAGAGACCCAUGAAGUGGCACGUUAUCGAGAAGAUUGGGGCCGCAAGUUGGGACGAAGACUAGGGAAUGUUUUCACCAGACAUCGGGUACCAAAAUACUACCGGCCUUUACGCAACUACGAGGAGGACGAUGGGGACCUUUUCCACGAAGGAAGUGUCACUUCGCGAUCUCUUCCUACCAGUCCAUCUCGCGCUCGGGCCCGGGCCAUGCGCCAUCAGCGCCCGAGUUUCCAGCAGAUCUGGACCCGCAACGUUGUUCUCACGCUGUUUGUACAGUUCCUGUUGUCGAUCCACACCAGCGCGUUCAAUUCCAUGACGUUUGUCUUCCUACCCACGCCCCGGGCUCCUGAAGACAGUCACCACGGGUUCUUCCAUUUCGGCGGCGGUCUCGGUCUGUCAUCGUCACGUGUCGGUCUCGCCACAGCCAUCAUUGGAGUCAUCGGCCUGCCCUUGCAACUUUUCGUCUACCCGGCUGUCCAGGAGCGACUGGGGACGUUGACUUCCUUCCGGAUCUUCUUGCCCUUCUCACCGCUCGCCUAUGCUCUGAUGCCGUUCCUGGUGCUCAUUCCUCGGCUUGCAUGGCUUGUCUGGCCCUCGUUCACGGUUGUCAUCGCCAUCCAGGUCAUCUCGCGCACGUUCGCCUUGCCGGCUUCUGUAAUCCUAGUGCAGAACUGCGUCACCGACUCCACCGUCCUGGGUACGGUGAACGGUUUCGCACAAAGCGUCAUGAGCGCGGCGCGUACCUUGGGCCCCCUUCUUGGUGGCUGGGGCUUGGGCUUGGGCCUCGCCAAUAAUAUGGUCGGGGCUGUGUGGUGGGCGCUUGCCAUUGAAGCCGGCCUGGGCUGGAUUCUGCUCUGGUAUAUCUACGAGGGCCAGGGGAUCGACAGAAGCAAGAACACCCUGGAAGAAGAAGAAGAAGACGAAGACGAGGAGUGA